ACAAAAACUCCAAUGAACCUGUUACCUUUGUCAUUCAAUUUGCAAAGAUGAAAUCAUGGAGAGGUUUUACUCUUCUUUUUUAAUUAUUAAUUUUAGUGUUUUCUUUAGAUUUUACUCUUCUUUAUUUGUUAUUAUGCCUUCCAUUCUCUAUUGAUGCGCUUGGUGGCUUUCUAUUUCAAUGGUGGUCUGUUUUUGGGACAUUCAUUACUAGGACAAAUGAGAAGCACUCUGAAGUUAUUGCAUCUUACAUUGAGGUGCUUGGCUGAUGAGACUGCAGUCCUUUUACUUUAUUCAUUGGUGCAAGGAAACUCUGAUUUUUUGGAAUAUGUUCUCGUGCGAACUGAUGUGGAUAGCUUGGUAAGAAAAAGAGGUUGUGGAGAAGUCUACAAGGCUGAAUUGCCAAGAAGCAAUGGAAAGAUGAUUGCCAUAAAGAACAUUAUUCAACCCUCAAAGGAAGCGACUGAGUUGACUGAAGAAGAUAGCAAGCUUCUAGACAAGAAGAUGCAACAAAUCUGAUUAGCAAUUGCCAUAGUUGGCCAAAUUUAGCACAGAAAUUUUCUUCCUCUUCUGGUUCAUGUUGGUUGUCUUGCCAAGAUGAAUCCCUUGCCAAGUAGGUAUCCAAUCAUUGUUAGUGCCUUAUGCUGAUUCUUCUGUGUUUUGUUUCACCAUGUGUUACCAGUGUUAAUUGGAAAGUUAUUUAUUGAGGAAGUUUCAGGCCAAGUGCUUUAUUUAAAUAUUUAUUUCUUCCUUCAAGUUACAUGCUUCUAGGAAAAGAAUGUUUUUUUUUUUUUUUACAUACGACUAAAGCCUUUUGCCAUUU
Molecule: messenger RNA, 820 nt
Organism: Rubroshorea leprosula
Lineage: Eukaryota; Viridiplantae; Streptophyta; Magnoliopsida; Malvales; Dipterocarpaceae
Source: the annotation of a GenBank genome assembly